AUCAUCUCCAAUUCAUUUGGGAGGAAGUUGUCCAUAUUUUCUUUCAUUAUCACAACUACAAAUCUGUAUAGCUUUUCCUUGUAAUACAUCAAAUUUGGUGUAGCCAUUACCAAGUCCAAGAAAAAUAGCUAUUCGAAAGUGACACAAAAUUGAGCAGAGAGUAGUCAAAAGGUCAGUAGAACAACAAGAGAAAGAGGACGGCACGAAUAGCAGAAAAACGAGAGAACCCAGUUGGUUGGAAAAGGGUAUCCAUUGAUAUUGUUUUUCAAGAAUAAUUCAAUCUGCAGAUCAACUGUUUGAUUUAUUGCUUCACUGAGAAAUAUGAGCAAUAAAGCACCUAUUAAGUUAGAUGAUGAGCAGUUGGCUGAACUGCGAGAAAUUUUCCGAUCAUUCGACAGAAAUGAUGAUGGGAGUCUGACCCAACUCGAGCUUGGCGCGCUAUUGAGGUCCCUUGGUUUAAAACCAAGUCCUGAUCAGCUCGAAACUUUGAUUCAAAAGGCGGAUAAAAAUGACAAUGGCCUUGUUGAAUUCUCGGAGUUUGUAUCACUCGUUGCACCGGAACUUCUUCCAGCGAAGUCCCCUUACACAGAGGAACAAUUGAAACAGCUAUUUAAGAUGUUUGAUAGGGAUGGAAAUGGUUAUAUAACGGCUGCAGAAUUGGCUCAUUCUAUGGCGAAGCUUGGACAUGCUUUGACUGCUGAAGAACUUACUGGGAUGAUCAGAGAAGCUGAUACUGAUGGAGAUGGCAGGAUCAGCUAUCAGGAAUUCACUCAGGCGAUUUCUUCGGCUGCUUUUGAUAACUCUUGGGCUUGAUAUGUGAAUCUCCUUUCGGCCCCUAUUCUUAGCAAAAUAGUUGGAAAUGAGCGUUGGCACCAAAUGAAGAAGAAGAGGAUUUAAGAUGCAGAGUUGGUGUUGUCGUGUGCUUACAUCUUAAUGUAUUGCUUCUAUCUGUGAUGAUGCAACAUUAUCCUAGUUUAGCAUCCGAUAGAACGUUUCUUGCCAAGAGAAAAGACUAUUUUUGUCAUUCAUUUUCCGUUAUGAUCAAUCGUUGUAGAGUAAAUAAUAUUGUUUGAGUGAUAAUUUGCAGUUUA
This is a messenger RNA of Solanum verrucosum, 1091 nucleotides long. Its product is annotated as probable calcium-binding protein CML18. The record is from RefSeq and is a predicted model, not a curated record. Gene Ontology annotation, molecular function: calcium ion binding; enzyme regulator activity. Lineage: Eukaryota; Viridiplantae; Streptophyta; Magnoliopsida; Solanales; Solanaceae. Bases 322 to 813 code for a protein of 163 amino acids. The transcript is spliced from 2 exons.